AAUCGUGUUGGGCGUGUCUACGAGCAAGCGUUCCAGCAAUCCAUCAUCCUUGAAGUGCCAGAUGCCUUCUUUUGCCCGCACCCUUCGUAUGAGUGGUUCAAGAAGAUCGCUCAGGAACUCCUCAAUAAAAUCGUCUACGUUGACUGGCCGCAUCUUAAAGAAGCACUGGUAGUUGGCUUGAGCUGCGGCAGGUUCAGAGUCUCCCUGUUGCCCGGUGCCUCAUCCAUGCUUAAACUCGAAGUGUUCACCAACGACAAUCCACUCCAAGGAACUACUCGAGAACAAAGAGAAUUUGUGGCAACUGCUAAAGGCCUUCGCUCUGAUCUUCUCUACAAAUGGGGCAUUGAUGCUGGCCGCUCCAGCCUCCUAGUGCACUGCAAGCCCAUCGCUGGCAGACGUUACGUGGUGACCUCGUGCGGCGAGUGGUCCCUGAGCUACGAAUGGUCGCCGGCCACACAGACAUACCUCGCGCAGACUCUGGUACGGGACAUCGCAGUCUGCGACCCAACACUCCCCAAGACCUGCAGUCUUGAUCAGCUCUUCCCUGCUGGCACCAAAGUCUUCAUGCUCGGACAACCCCACCACGGUUGUUGCGCCACGGUGCUGGAGAAUUCGCCCAGCAACAAAGCUGAUGCUGGAACCAACGACGAAGUUCUUGUUCGAGUUGAGACGCGCCACGAGCCUGACUUGAGCCGCCUCAAGUCAUCAGUCCCGGGACAUAAAUACCUGCACGAUACCUGCAUGAUACAGGCUUACAACGCGAAGUUCCCCCGCGUCGUCGAGGCAGUUUGUAGAACCCGCGGCGACGUUACUGAGGAGGAGCUCUUCCCGGGACCCGACGGAGAGGCUGAAUGCGACUCACUCGUGGACUUCUUGAUGGAGUCUGAAGGCGCACGCAGCGUGAGGCGAUCGUUUGGUUCCGAGUUGCUGGUGCCCGAGGCCGUGGCUGAACUCCUGCACGAGGUUGACAACUACAACAAACUGCAGCAUUCACAACCUGUCGAGAUGCGGGUUAAAGCCCAAAUGCUGUUCAAGCCGAACCCUCUGCAAGGCAGCGUCCCCGUAAAAGGUCCCGUGGAGACCAAAGUGUGGGACCGCGUCUUCCACGUCAGGGAGGGUCACGUUGUCCCUCUAGGGGCACGCGGCACCGUCAUAGGUCUGCAGCCAGCUUCACAGCCCACCGACGUCCUCUACGACGUGGCCUUUGACGAAGUCUUUUCUGGGGGCCAGACACUUUAAGGCACCGGGUCAGCCUACCGCUGCUACAGACUCCGCUGGUCUGACUUCAUCAACCUCUCUGCCGGACCUCCCCACCCGGAUGAGUCCAGACAACCGGUGUCCGUAGCUCGACGGGGGAUCGUUAAGCCUGAACAGCUGCUGCGGGGCCAGCCUAAUGCGGGAGGGGCUUCUCAACACAACUGCUACCCUAGCAACGGGGAAGUAGUCUUGGGUGAUCGGAAACUGCGGAAUAGCGGCCGUGGGGAAGGAGUCUUGGGUAAAGGCAGACGGCGAAAUAGCGGCCGUGGUAAAGAAGCCUUGGGUGAACGGAGACAGAAUAAUAGCGGCCAUGGGGAAGGAGUCUUGGGUAAACGUAGACUGCGAGAUGGCGUCCGUGGUAAAGAAGCCUUGGGUGAACGGAGACAGACUAAUUGCGGCUGUGUGGAAGAUGUCUUGAGUGAACGGAGACAGACUGAUAGCGACUGUGUGGAAGAUGUCUUGAGUGAACAGAGACAGAGUGAUAGCGACCGUGAGGAAGAUGUCUUGAGUGAACGGAGACAGACUGUUAGCGACUGUGAGGAAGAUGUCUUGAGUAAACGGAGACAGAGUGAUAGCGGCUGUGUGGAAGAUGUCUUGAGUGAACGGAGACAGAGUGAUAGCGACCGUGAGGAAAAUGUCUCGAGCGAACGGAGACAUACUGAUAGGGACUGUGAGGAAAAUAUCUUGAGUGAACGGAGACAGACUGAUAGCGGCUGUGUGGAAGAUGUCUUGAAUGAACGGAGACAGAGUGACAGAUACUGUGAGAAAGAUGUCUUGAGUAAACGGAGACAGAGUGAUAGGGACCGUGAGGAAAAUGUCUUGAGUGAACGGAAACAGACUGAUAGCGGCUGUGUGGAAGAUGUCUUGAGUGAACGGAGACCGAGUGAUAGCGGCCGUGGGGAAGAAGUCAUGGGUAAACGGAGACAGGGGAAUCGCUGCCGUGGUUAUGGCGUCUUGGGUGAUCGGGAACAGACGAGAAACACUCGCGCGGAUUGCUAUGAUUGGAGAAAUACUAGCGUCACUAUGGUCCAUAAUGAUAACUACCUCAACGAGCGGCACAGACAGCAACAAAAUGAUAUAGACAGCAAUUUUGUCACAAAAGACAAACGGCACCACAAACAGCCACAAAAUGACGGUGAUAACGUCACAAAUUACAACCGGCCCCACAAACAGAAUCAAAAUUACGGGAAUAGUGUCAAAAACGAAAACCGGUGCCACAAACUGCCACAAAAUGACAGCAAUGUCGUCACAAAUGACAGCCGGCCCCACAAACAGAAACAAAAUUACGGGAAUAGCGUCACAAACGAAGACCGGCACCACAAACAGCCACAAAAUAAUGGCAAUGGCGUCACAAACCGGCACCACAAAAAGUCACAAGAUAACGGCAAUAGCGCCACAAACGACAACCGACACCAAAAACUGCAACAAAAUGACGGCAAUAGCUUCACAAACAGCCACAAGAUAACGGAAAUUGUGUCACAAACAACACCCGGCGCCACAAACAGCCACAAAAUGACGGUAAUAGCGUCACAAACAAGAACUAGCUCUACAAGCAGCCUCAAAAUGACGGCAAUAGCGUCACAAAUGACAACCGGUGCCACAAACAGCCACAAAAUGACGGCAAUAGCGUCACAAAAGAAAACCAGUGCCACAAACAGCAACAAAAUGACGGCAAUAGCGUCACAAACGACAACCGGUGCCACAAACAGCUGCAAAAUGACGGCAAUAGCGUCACAAACGACAACCGGUGCCACAAACAGCUGCAAAAUGACGGCGAUGGCAUCACAAACAACAUUCGUCUCUACAAACAGCCACAAAAUGACGGCAAUAGCGUCACAAACGAUAAUCGGCCCCGUCCAGUUAAAACUCCAAGGCAACGCGCACGCGUUUUUCGACGUGGAGGGCAACGAAAUAAUGGCAGUAGCAAACGACAACCGGCGCCACAAAAUUACGGCAGUAACGUCACGAACGACAGCCGGAGAUAAACUGCCACAAAAUGACAGCGUCAUUUGUGGAAAAACAGAGAAGGAGAACAAUUAGUCCAUUUUUGUUACUAAAAUCAGGCGGAUAUUAAGGGCUUACUUUUCGGAGACUCUGAUCAAAUUCUUAUUAAAUUCUAAUACCAAGAUUGCGGCAUGGACUGAUGAUGACAUCGCGUGGGCUCUAAACAUUCGUCAUAUCUGAUCUUGUUAGGAAUAAGCAACCCAGUAUGACCUUGAUAAGAAAACGUAUCCUAGUAUAUCGUUGUUAAUAGAACGCAAUGCAUUUUUUACAGUGAAGUGUAAUUCUUAAAAAAUGUUUAAAUAUACCUAAUUUGUUUGUA
Molecule: messenger RNA, 3580 nt
Organism: Hyalella azteca
Lineage: Eukaryota; Metazoa; Arthropoda; Malacostraca; Amphipoda; Hyalellidae
Product: 5'-3' exoribonuclease 1
Exons: 11
Source: RefSeq, a predicted model, not a curated record